Messenger RNA from Poeciliopsis prolifica (blackstripe livebearer), 2473 nucleotides. RefSeq names its product protein SSUH2 homolog. NCBI's taxonomy places the organism in Eukaryota, Metazoa, Chordata, Actinopteri, Cyprinodontiformes, Poeciliidae. The record is from RefSeq and is a predicted model, not a curated record. The coding region runs from base 103 to 1170 and encodes 355 amino acids. The transcript has 12 exons.
GUAAAUGUACACAUAACAGUUUGGGAAACGUUCAGAGAAAAUCUUUACAAAUUACACAAUACCGAAAGAGAGAGACGGAGCAAAGCAUCGAGCAGCAACAAGAUGAACAGCGCAGCUAUUUAUCCGCCUCAACAUGCCCCUGCAGCCAACCCAUUCGCAAACAUGCCUGGCUAUGAGGGAAUUGGUGCAGGUGGUUUUUUGCCUCCUCCUGUACCUUUACAGCCAGUAGCUCCAGCCCAACCUGGCCCCACUCCUGAAGAAUGGAACAUCCCCGCUCUGUCAGAAGAUGUUGCUCGUGAGGCAUUCAAAGGCUAUGUGCAAUCUCAGUGCUGCUACCAAUCAGGCCCAGCCAAUGAGGGUGUUAUCACCAAUAUGGAGUCAUUUAACACAUACAGGUUGCGUCUGGAGACAUUCACAGAGUCCAGAUCAACUGAGAUGGCCGAGAAACCUUAUGAAGGGGAAACUCCUGACUUCUACGCUCAGCCUGCCCCCACACCAUGGGAAGUCCAGACCAAGACCCCUGAGCUCUUCACCAAACACACUGAGGAGAUCCGAGUGCCAUACACCUCCAAUGUCAAGGAAUGUAACGCCUGCCAUGCAGAGGGAACAGUGUCCUGCAAAGACUGCGAGGCAAAAGGAUAUAAACAAUGCACUCAAUGCAAUGGCUCUGGUAAGAAUGAAGAGGAAAACUGCACUCACUGCAAUGGAACAGGAAAGGACAGGUGUUCAAAGUGCAGUGGUGCGGGAAAAAAGACGUGCGAAACCUGUAAAGGAAAAAAGCAAUUGCUUACCUUCAUCAAACUCAAAGUGGAGUGGGCUAACAAUGUGGACAACCAUCUGGUGGAGCAAAACUCUGGCCUGAAGGCUGAAGAGUUGAACUCCGUGAAUGGCAAAGAGCUGUACAAGAUGACCCAGAUCAUGGUCUACCCGUUGUAUGGGUUCCCAAAUCCAGCCAUUACUGAGGCUUCUGACCGUCUGAUCAAAGAGCAUCAAUCCAAGUAUGCUCAGACAUCCAGGAUUAUGCAGCAGAGGCAGACUGUUGAGUUGAUUCCCGUUACUAAGGUGAACUACAAGUGGAAAAAUAGCAUUCACGUCUUUUAUGUUUAUGGAAAGGAAAACAAGGUUAGCGCUGAUGACUACCCAGAAACCUGCUGCUGCGUCAUCCUGUAGACAAAAAGUUUCAUUCAAAUAUAUACUUCAUUUUCUUUUCUUAAUACAUUUUAAAUCUACAAUAUUUUUUUCAACUGGUUGUGUUUGAAGACAACCAGUGUUUUACAGUAAUAUUCAUGACAUUGCAAGAUAUUGGGCAGAAGCUCUGAUGCUUUAUCAUUUAUGUUAUAACAUGUAUUUCUGUGAAAAAAUAUUAACACCCAAAGGUAAGUCUCUGUCUUUCAAAUUUUUUCUUGUGCUUGGGUCAUCCAGCAUUUUGUUUUUUAUGAGUUUUACUUGACCUGCGUGUCAAUUAAUUCUAUCAAAUGACUAUUACACUUAUACCUCAUAUGUAACAUGAACGUUUGUUUUUAUUAUAACCACUGCAAUUACCAUGUAAUUUUACUCUCAUUAUGAGGUAAAUAUUUUUGUAAUCAAUGGAGUGAUAAGUGCAUUUAUAUAUGAUCAUGAGAAAAGGUGUCAUGUUUCUGUAACUACAGACAUCCAGUUUUGCUUGCUGGCUUGUUUCUGUUCUUCAGGAGGUCAUAAACCUCAGUGAUAUGUGGAGAUUUAAUGGAUAAACAGGAAUCAGUCCGAUUUAGCAUGAAUUUACUAAAAACGGAGCCAUCUUAUAUGGUUAGUUCAAGUGACAGUUGUGUGAAAUGUCAAGUCACCCUAAGAUCUCUUCACACUAUGAUAGGUGGACUGUUCAUUGAAUACUAACAGCAAGAUCAUUAGUUUCUUAAUUAAUCAGCUCCAUGCCUGUACUCUACUUAUUCUGUACUCUACUGCAUAUUUCCCUCGACUGCUUUUAUCACAGGAUUGUAUCUUGUUUUUUUCUGAAAAAAAAGUGAUGUAGUAACCAAUACUUUUAUGUAUAAUGUCAUGCAAUCAGUAAGUCUUGUAGGAUGCCUGACAUUGUUUUACAGUCAAUGAGACUGUGAAACAAAGUCACUUCUUUUGGUUUGUUUGAUUGUUUUACCAGUAAUAUUUACCCAGCCUUACAUGAAUUAAUUGUACUUUUAUAUUUUUGUAUCACUAAAGCUUUCGCUGAAUGGGAUGGAAUCUGUUUGCAUUUUAAGACACUGACUUAUUGCUGUCACCAUACAGUUUUAUAAAACUGUAUGGUGUUAUUUUGCAAACAUAUCAGUAUUAUAUGUACAUGUAACAACAUUGUAAAAAAUAAUCACUAGGCUAAUCUGAUCAAAUUCAUAAAUGCUUUAAAUGCAGCACUGUGACUAACAAUCAUUUUUGACAGUAACAUUGAGCAUGUUUUUCUCUUAUUCCAAUAAUUAAAAAAAAUAAACUCUUCUUUUAUCAGUUA